Messenger RNA from Mastomys coucha (southern multimammate mouse), 4837 nucleotides. Its product is annotated as tripartite motif-containing protein 30A-like. NCBI's taxonomy places the organism in Eukaryota, Metazoa, Chordata, Mammalia, Rodentia, Muridae. The coding region runs from base 224 to 1780 and encodes 518 amino acids. The transcript has 9 exons. Gene Ontology annotation, molecular function: protein binding; zinc ion binding. The record is from RefSeq and is a predicted model, not a curated record.
CUAGCUCACCAGAUGACCAGCAUAGUUGGCUGAAUCCUCAGGACUUAGCCUCUGGCUUGUGUUUGCACCUCUCCACAGAUUCGGGGUCUCUUGGUAUCUGAAGGUGUGAGUCAAUUUUCGACUGCUGACUUUGGAGGAAUUUAGAAGAAAACACAGUCUUUGCUCUGGCAGCCUUGCAGAACUGUGAGAAGUCAGGACAGACAGACACAGGAUCACAGCAAGUAUGGCUUCAUCAGUCCUGGAGAUACUAAAGGAGGAGAUAACCUGUCCGAUCUGUCUGGAGCUCCUGAAGGAACCCAUGAGUGCAGAUUGCAACCACAGCUUCUGCCAAGCUUGCAUCGCACUCAACUAUGAAUCCAACAGAAACACAGAAGGGGAGGCCAACUGCCCUGUGUGCCGAAUUCCUUACUCCUUUGGGAAUCUGAGGCAUAAUCGACAUGUGGGCAACAUAGUAGAGAGGCUCAAGGAGUUCAAGUUCAGUCCAGAGGAAAAGCAAAAGGGGAAUGUCUGUGCACAACAUGAAGAGAAACUCCAGCUCUUCUGUAGGAAGGACAUGAUGGCCAUCUGCUGGCUUUGUGAGCGAUCUCAAGAGCACCAUGGUCACCAAACAGCUCUCAUUGAAGAGGCUGGCCAAGAAUACAAGGAGAAGCUGCAGGCAGCUCUGCAGAAGCUGAUGGAAAAUGAGAAAAAGUGUGAUGAAUGGCAGGAUGACCUUCAACAGCAGAGAACUGACUGGGAGAACCAAAUACAAAGCGAUGUAGAAAAUGUUCAGAUCGAGUUUAAAGGAUUAAGAGAAAUCGUGAACUCAAAGGAGACUGAGGAGCUGCAGAAGCUGAAGAAAGAGAAGGGAGAUGUAAUGAAAAAGCUGGACAAGUCUGAAAAAGAGCUAGGGGAGCAGAGGGAGUUGGUGAGAGCCCUCAUCUCAGAUGUGGAACAUCAGUUGGAGCUCUCAACCAUGGAAAUGCUUCAGAAUGUUAAUUACCAGGAAGUUAUUGGGAACCUUAAACUUGACUCGACCCCCAUUAAAAAUGGUGUAACUUCUGUCCUGACAAGGAGUCAGACCUUGAUACUGACACAGCCACAAACUGUCCCCCCAAAAAGAAGAAGAAACUUCCAAGCUCCAGAUUUGAAAGGCUUGCUGCAAGCAAAUCAAGGGCUCAUGGAUGUCCAACGAUACUGGGUUCAUAUCACUCUAUAUGAAAAAAAACAUUCAGCCAUUACCAUUAACAAAGGAAAGGGAAAAAUAAGAUUUGGAAGUUGCAAUACGUGGUAUAUUGAAGUCCCCGAGACCUACCAUUUGGGUGUCCUGGGAUAUCCAGCUAUCUCCUCAGGGAAGCAUUACUGGGAAGUAGACGUGUCUAGAAGUGAUGCCUGGCUCCUCGGAUUAAAUGAUGGAAAACGUGCUCAACCUCAACUUCAUUCAAAGGAUGAAAUGGGCUUCAAAACAAAACAUCAUUCUAAUGUUAAACAAAAUGUAAUGUAUCAGCCUAAAUGUGGCUACUGGGUUAUAGGGACGAAGAAUGGGUCUGUAUACAAUGCCUUUGAUGAGUGUUCUAUCACCCACAACCCCAGUGUCCUGGCCCUCUCUCUGCCUAGUCCUCCCAGUCGUGUUGGAGUUUUCCUGGACCGGGAAGCUUGCACUCUCUCAUUUUAUGAUGUUUCUAACUAUGGAGCUCUCAUCUAUAGGUUCUAUGACCCUGCCUUCCCUGGUAAAGUCUACCCAUAUUUUAAUCCUAUGUAUUGUCCAGAGCCAAUGAUAGUAUGCAGGCCACCCUCUUAAACCCUCACCUAUACAGUGCAGUGCCCCCAUGUCUGGUGUAUCUCAUGUGCCAGAGCUCCCCUGCAUCAUUCUAACUUUUUUAUCUUGGGCCCUUUAUUUUUAUGACCUUCAUUUCUAACUAUAAACAGGUGUGGACUCAUUACCUUGAUCCAGUUGCUUCUCUAUUCACAAGAUGAUUAAGGUCAUUCACCCUUUCCCAUAUUCCCAAAGAAAAUGGCUGCUUCUUCACUAAGUGAGAGAAAUGGUAACUCUGCUAACACCAUCUCUGUAGGAACACAGUCAAAAGAAUGACUCACAGCAAACAACAUCCUAGGGACCUGUAAGAGAGGUCCCAGAAAAAAAGAAAGAGGGCCUUUUGCCUCAAGGACAUUUUGUUCUUGGAAGUGAUUUGCUUUGGAAGUGAUUUUGUGCCUCCUGCAAAAAGAACAUGUAUUCAAUUUAUAAGAUAUGUUUAUUCUUGUUGGAUGUCAAAACAUAGCUAUAGAACCUAUUGCUGUGCAAGGAUAUAUUCAGUACCAGCCUCAAUGGACACUGGUUCUGAAUAUGGGCUUGUGCCUUAAUUUUGUGCUUUCUAAGAUAUAAUCUAUAGUAUAAUGCCAGACAAUUGUGUUUAUAUGGUCUGACCUGAGACAAUUGUAGUCAAGGUUUGUUAAUAUUUAGUAUGUUCUUACUGGUAUUUAUUUGCAUGUUUUUCUGAUUUGGUUUUUCUGAACUCCAACAACUUUCCUGCUUGCUUUUGUACAUUCACGUAAAAGCACACUGAAGCUGAAGUAAAUUUGUCUGCAGUGUUAGGCUGUAGUCCCCCCAUUCUUUAAGGUUUUCAAACCCCAGGUCUUACAGACAGAACUACCUAGGUCCACAACAGUAGACACCCCUUCUUUUUUGUGGUGCCAGAGAUAAAAGCCAGGGCUUCCUGUGUGCUUAUGAGUUGCUCUACCACUGAGUGACUUGUCUCAGCUCUGUCAGGUCUCCACAAACUUACUCGUUCUCUAGCUGAUAAAAGAAAGUUCUUCUCCAGAAUGUCUACCAGUUUUGAAAUUUAUAUGUAGGAAUCUCUCACUAAGGAAUGGGCCUUAGCAGGAGGGCAGUUUAACCACAAUGCUUGUGUUUCAUCAAAUAUUUAAGAAGGAAACAUCUCAAAUAAUAUCCACUAAGAACAUGUGUUGAACCAGUGCCUUACCAAUGUGGUUGUCCUUUUCCACUGAAGAGGGAAAGUUGUUUCGGUUUUUUUUUUUUGUUUCUGUUUUUGUUUUGUAGAAAUGGCAGUUCACUGCUGUUGCUCUUCCACUGCCUUCCACAUUGCAACAGCUACUUGACUUGUCUUGUGAUCCCAGAAUUCCCUAAAGGACCACACCGAGCCUGUGACAGUACUGUCAGUGCUUGGCUUCUCAGAUGUGAGGAUGCCUUUGUGUCACCUGGAGGUUAACAAAAUGAGACUCUGGGUGUACAGGAAGUUUGCCUGUGAAGUGGGAUCCACAGCAUGUUCUACAGGUGGGAGAACCAUGCAUGUGUGGAGGAACACUGCCUGGGACCUAUGCGUUUUUGCCUCCAGAAACUACAAAGUUCCCUAGGUUUUUAAAUCAUGUAAAUGUUUACUUAUCCUGAGUAUAAAGAGAAUAGGGAGAGUAUUUUAAAUUUUUGUUGUGAUUCUUUCAUUUUUUUUUCUUUAAGGGUAUUGGUUUGUUUCACUUAUCUGAGUUAGCCUCCGUGUUGAAUCUGUUGCCAUUUCAGUAGUAAAACAGCCAAAAGUUUCUAGCAAAGAGCAGGUUUGACCCUUAGGAGUUACUGUAUAUAACGGCUUCAUUCAAGAGCCUCAGGGUACCCUGUGAGAUGUGCAGAAAUGUCCCAAGCACUCUCCAGAUGUGCUGGGCCUCUGUUGUUGUUGGUGUACAGACCCUUACCAAAAGCUACUGGUUUGUUCUUGUAAUUGUUUCCUUGCUUCUCCAUUGUACAUGUGGGGUAUAUGCCAUGUGUCAAAUAUACAAUAAUGUGUUUACCGGAUGCCCUUCUGGAGGGUGGACUUCUGUAAAGCUGUACAGUCUUUGCAGUUCAAGCACAAUGUGCACAUGUUAGUUUUAUAUACAGCAAAAACUUGAUUUUUUCAAAUGGAAAGGUAUUUUGUUUCUAUACAAAGUUAAAUGCGUUGUUUGUGCGUAAUGUAAAGCUGCUUUAUAAAAUUUUUAAAUAAAUUUUUUAAUCUCAGAAAAAAAAAGGACAUGUGUUGAGAGUAUACAGGUUCUAAUCCUGCCUCUCCACAUAGCAGUACAACCUUGAAUAACAUCCUCUAAAGGCUACGUAUGUUUGCUUGUUUGGUUUUAUUUUUCAUUUCAUGUUUUGAUUUUGUUUUUGAGUUUUGGUAAAAUAGUGCACCCAUAUUGCAGGUCAUUGUAGGAAAAUAAAUUUGAAAUCUUUAGAAGACUCUGAGAGUAAAAACCCUUUCCUCAAUGAGUGAUGAGCUGUGUUCAUUUUCUCAGACUCUCUUGGCUGAAGAAGGCAGCCAGCUCCAACAAAUGAAUCUCUUAUUCCACAAAUAUGCUACAGAACACCUAGGCUGAAACACAUACACAAAUGAAAAAGGAUUAUGUAAUUUUUAGUAAGAGAAGUUCAAUAUUUAUAAUGAUUCCAGUGCACAUUCAGUAGGUGGUGGUUGUGCUAAUUACUGGGUAGAUGUUCUAUGUGACACUGUGUGACUGGGGAAACUAAGGUGUAGCUCUUUUCAUGUCUGGAUGUUAGGUCCUGGAAGCUGCCACCAAGACUACUCUAAUAUGUUGUAGAUAUCUAUGAUUUUUUUUAUUUUUACACUUAUUUUUGAAAGGAUAUUUGUUUAGCUGUAUUCGUUAUCAAGAACUUAAAGUCUAUGGUUUUCCAUUUUACAAUGAAUGAUAAUGAUGACAAUGAUACUCAUAACUGUAUCUUCUGAUGUGUUGUGAAAUGUAAACAAUAGAAUGUUUCUAGGAACUCACUGCUUCUAGCAGUUAAAAGGUAUCUGAUAUGGUAUCUGUUAGGUUUUUUCUCCCUGUUGAUGAGACCAUAAUAAAGUAUCAUUGGGAUGACAAA